Pararge aegeria (speckled wood butterfly) is the source of this 1455-nucleotide messenger RNA. Its product is annotated as tensin-1-like. Bases 1 to 1455 code for a protein of 484 amino acids. NCBI's taxonomy places the organism in Eukaryota, Metazoa, Arthropoda, Insecta, Lepidoptera, Nymphalidae. The record is from RefSeq and is a predicted model, not a curated record. The transcript is spliced from 10 exons.
AUGGUGUCGUGCUUCCUGCGGUGUGUGACAGUUUGUUUGUUGCAGUACCUGGGCUCGUUCCCGGCGGGCGGCGGCGAGCACGCGGCGCGAGUGGACACCGUGUCGCGGAGGCUGCAUCUCAUGAAGGAAAGCGCGCACGCUGUACCGGUGCUGGUUGUGAUCGCACUCACGGGGGUCAAGGUAUGCGACCCCAACGAUCAGAGCGUGCGCAUGUCGCACGCGCUGCGGCGGAUAUCGUACGCGACGUGUGAGGCGGCGCGCGCGCUGUUCGCGUUCGUAGCGCGCGAGCCGCGCUGCGAGCCUGCGCCGCAGCUCUGCUACUGCCACGCCUUCGAGACCGACACGCCCGCGCAGGCGGAGGAACUGAACGCGCUGGUGGGCGAUGCGUUCCGGAUGGCGUUCGCCUCGCAGCUGCAACCCUCCGCGCCCCUCUGGAGCAAAGAGCUAGGCGGCUCCUGCACGCGAGCUCCUGACUCUCUCCCGGGCCUGACGCAUCACUACCCACAUCGCCUUGACAGAUCCCCAACACAAUGCGACAUAAUGGGCGGCUCGAAGCUGGACCCGUGCGAAGCGAGCGAGGCCAGCGAGGCCAGCGAGGCCAGCCCCAGCUCGUCCGAGGAGUGGAACUCGCCCGCCGAGCUGAGCUGCUACCGGCGCCUGGGCGAGCGCCUGGAGCGCCUGGAGCGGCCGCCGCUCAUGAGGCGCCUCGCGCUCGGCCUCAGCGGCGCCCUGCUGCAGCCCUCCGACGACGACGCCACGCCGCUCGUCACCGACACGCCCACCACCCCCACAAACGCACCGCUGUGUCUGAAUGGCGGGUACAUCAACGAGGCGUCCGAGGCAGAGGCGAGGACGCGGGAGAGCAAUCGUGCCCGCCUCGAUACACUGCCCUGCAGUGACCUCGACAAAGAAUUUAGGAAGUGCAACAAUAUUAGCAAUGGUCCCAGCACGGGUAGCGGAGCUACUUCGUCGUCAUCAGGAGAGUCAUCUUGCGGAGCGUCGCGCAACUCAGGAAACAAUAAUGCGCGACCGCUGGAGCCCGAACUUAGGCACGCGCCGUGGUUCCAGCAAGGAAUUCCUAGAGAGAUCGCGCUGGAGGUGCUGGGCGCGCAGGCGCCGGGCGCGUUCCUGGUGCGCGGGAGCACCACGCAGCGCGGCUGCCUGGCGCUGUCGCUGCGCGUGCCGCGCGACUUCGCGCCGCACGGCCUGGCGCACUACCUCAUCCUGCGCACGCCCAAGGGAUACAAGAUCAAGGGCUUCACCAAGGAGUUCGGCUCGCUGGCGGCGCUGGUGACGCACCACAGCGUCAUGCCCGAGCUGCUGCCCGUGCCGCUGCGCCUGCCGCGGGCGCCGCGCGCGCGCGCCGAGCUGGAGCCGCUCGAGCGCCUGGCGCCGCCCCCGCCGCACGCGCCGCCCGCGCCGCACAACGGCUACCGGCCGCAGCUGGACGUAUGA